ACCUACAUAUUAAAUUUCAUUGGCAUAUCUCGAAGACUUACAAACAGAUUUUUAGAAACCCAAAAAACUUCACCUUAAAAAUCGUUGGCUCGAAACCGGCUUUAGACCCAUAGUCUCUCAGGGAAAGCUGUUCAGAAUGAUCCGUAGAACGUUUUACGCAUACGCGAACUUAUAGUAAAAAAUCAAACCACUCUAAUGUACAUAUGUAGCUUUGAACGGCGACUAUGGAAAUCCAGUUGUUAUAUGGAAAACUUUCUUUUUUGGACAUAGUCUCUUAAGAAAAGUUGCUCAGAAUGAUCCAUACACGAUUUUUUCUUUUUUUGACUUCCUGUAAAUCGACCCGCUUUAAUGUACUUGCCAUAUGUGCUACAAAUGUGUGUAUGUAUAUACACAAGAAAGGGAAAUUAUAGAAAAUAUUUAACAAAAAGUAAUUAUACUAAGAAAUUUUAAUAAUAUCGAUAUACUAAAUACUCUUUGAUAAUUGACUCAAGGCAUUUGUAAACUAAUUGAACAUCUUACUCUUGUACGAUAUUGCACGUCUACGUAUGAUUUAGAAAUCAGGUGACUUAAAUUCCUAAUAACUUACGGACAUUUACUCAUAUGUAUGCAAGAAUGUCACAAAAAUGUGAACUGUUUAUUGAAGAACGAAUGCAUUUUACAAUCGUUGCACUAUUUUCCAUAAACUUCGCGAAUGAGGCCAACGAGGAUCCACAAUCGGUCACAUAUCGCUUCAAUUGGGACCUGGCUCAUCAAAAGCUUAUUGAGGAUAAUAAAGAGGACGACGAAUGGAAGAACAGAAAAGAAACUGAAUUUGAUACAUUUGAUGGUCGGUUCAAAAAUAAAGCUAUUAACGAUAGUAUAAGCAACCGCUUUAUCGACAAUAACACAAUAGCAGACACUACUGACACAUUUCCACAUUCAUAUUCUCUUUUAGGGCCGGAAUUCGCCCUAGAAUUCGCAUUCCAAGAUGACGGCAUCUAUGUGUACUUGGUAUCCGAAGAUGGCCGAAAUCUUGUCACACAUUAUGAACCCCAGAUCGAUUUGCAAUUCAUCGAAUCGGUACAAGUGUGUGGCGAUGUGGAAAAAGUCACACAAUUAACAUUCUCUUACAAUUAGGCGCCAAUUACAAAUUUUCGCAAUUGCAAAAUCUGCCAAAAAGUAAUCAAUUUGUUCUUGCUGUUGCAGUUGUUGCACGAGCAAUGGCAACUGCAAUGGAACAUCGCGCUGAACCGCUCGUGGUUGGAAGAAAUGCUAGUAAGCGUAGUUUUUGAUUGAUUGAUUGAAUUGAUUUCCUUAUUUAAGCUUGAACUCAUGCAACAGCAAAAAAUAUUAUAAAUUCUGUUGAUUUUGUUAAUAAUUCAACUACUUUUUCACUUGAAUUUAUUUAUUUACGAAUCUCCUUUUGAUAACUAAUUUCGCAGUUUUAGUUUUUAAUUUUUUUUUUAACUUUUUUAGUAUUAAUGAAACGAAAAGUAUUAAACAUUGGCACUUAUUUACCUUAAUCUCAGGCGCAGCAUACCGUUUUAUGGCACGAAUCCCUGGCAUUACAAGAUCUCACGUGGCAAGUCAAUUACACCGCGCCCCCUCCCGCAACCAUGCCUUGCAUUAAGCAGUUUGUUUGAGUUUUUAAACAACCAAAAUAUGCACAAAACGCAUGCUUAUGUACACAUAUUUACAUAUGUGUAUGUGUGUCCAUGCACCGCGCCAUUUGAUUAGCACUGCUCAUACCCGUUUCCGUACAAGUGGGAUUGAUAUAACUUUUGCAUGAACGCAUUAAGCGCCGCUGCCAUCUAAGUUCUUAAGUAUUGAUUAAGCUAGCGCUAAGCAUGAGCCGCAAGUAUUCUAUUUAAAAUAUUCGACAACUGUGUUUUAAAAACUCUUGUUUUUCUGUACUAACAAUUUUGCGAUUGAGUGUUGUCUAAAUACCAAAGAUCAAUAUUAAUAUUAUAAAUAUUACAUAUAACUACUUACAUUUAUAAAAAAUAUAUAUAUAUAUGUAAAAAAACGUUGAAGUUGUUGCAGUUUUAUAAAAAUACCGUUGUUGCCUUGUAAACGCUCGAAUUUCUUGUAAGCAAUAAUGAAAGAGUUUAAAUUUCAAA
Messenger RNA from Bactrocera neohumeralis, 2099 nucleotides. RefSeq lists its product as uncharacterized. Gene Ontology annotation, molecular function: carbohydrate binding. The transcript has 2 exons. The coding region runs from base 601 to 1116 and encodes 171 amino acids. Lineage: Eukaryota; Metazoa; Arthropoda; Insecta; Diptera; Tephritidae. The record is from RefSeq and is a predicted model, not a curated record.